Molecule: messenger RNA, 871 nt
Organism: Oncorhynchus mykiss (rainbow trout)
Lineage: Eukaryota; Metazoa; Chordata; Actinopteri; Salmoniformes; Salmonidae
Product: lipopolysaccharide-induced tumor necrosis factor-alpha factor homolog
Cellular component (GO): nucleus; cytoplasmic side of late endosome membrane; cytoplasmic side of lysosomal membrane
Molecular function (GO): zinc ion binding
Source: RefSeq, a predicted model, not a curated record
UCUGUCUGCUCGCAACCCACACACACACACACACACACACACACACACACUAUCUCUCUCUAUCUCUCUCUCUCGUCUGUCUCUCUCUGUGCUUCAGUUUCGUUGUCUCUUAAGGGAGUUGCAGUUCUCAUCUGUAGCUCCACAGUACCUCGUCUCCUCCAGGGCUCCAGACAGCUCCUCCCGACAGCACCACUCCACCAGCCCCCAGCAGCUAAAGACAUAUUUACCUGGAGAUUCAACAGUGAUAUUUAUUGGUGGAUUCAUUCAUUGACAUUUAUCUCUUAUUAUCAGUUCUUCAACCAGACAUGAACCAACCACCUCCCCAGACACAACCUACAAUCACCCCUGGUGUAACCCAGGUGGUGAUACAGCAGCCGCUGCUAAGAGACGUACCCGGCCAGAUGAUGUGUCCCCACUGUCAGGUCCCGGUUCUGACAGAGACCACACACGCCACUGGACUGGUCACCUGGGUCAUCUGUGGAUUCCUCUGCUUCUUCAUGUGCUGGCCAUGCUGUUUGAUUCCGUUCUGUGUUGACUCCUGUCAGGACGUAGAACACCGCUGCCCCAACUGCAAGAGAGUGAUCCACAUCCACAAACUCAUGUGAACAGACCAAGAUGAGACACCUGCCACAAAGUGAUCCAUAUCUGCAAACCUACUGUAUAUAUGAACAGACCUAGCCACAGCCUACUGACAGUUCAGUGCGUAAUCCACAUCAGAAAGACAAUAGUCUACUGUCUCUCUGAAAUAACUACAGCAGGACAGCUUCCUCUACUGUCUCUCUGAAAUGACCACAGCAGGGCAGCUUCCUCUACUGUCUCUCUGAAAUGACCACAGCAGGACAGCUUCCUCUACUGUCUCUCUGAAAUGACC